CUUACAUUCUAAUAUAACUGACAUGUAUAAAUUAUAGAGUAUGCAAUGGGCAGUAAAGCAUCUACACAAGGAGAUGUUUACAGCUAUGGAAUCCUUCUACUGCAGAUGAUCACCGGAAAGGGGCCAACUGAUGACAUGUUUAAGGACAAUCUAAGCCUUCAUCAUUUUGCUAAGUUGGCUUUGCCUGAACAAGUAAUGGAGAUUGUUGACCCACAACUGCUCAUAGAAGAAGCUGAAGUUACUCAGCACAAUGAAAAUCAUGUCAAUAGAAGAAAUAGAAUGCAUGGCUGCUUGAUUUCAAUGGUCAAAAUUGGUGUAUUGUGCUCUGUAGAAUCUCCAAGAGAACGGAUGCGGAUGAGAGACAUUGUUGUAGAAAUGCAUGCAAUCAAGGACUUGUAUCUUGGGACUGGUAUUCACCGAGACAAACAAGUUAGGUCGCAAAUAUUAGAUGAAGGUUCAUCUUACCUUAGUCAUUAUUAAGUUAUUAUUGAUAGUUAUGUUGAGAAAGAUUUCAAUUUUUUUUAAUUUUUUUUUUGUUUGAAUAUUUUUCUAAACAACCUCUUGAUAUAUUUAGCCUUGCCAUAAGAGUGUGCUUGUAUUGAUAGUGAUUAUAUGAGAAGAUGUGCUUCUUUUUCUUUGUUUUAUCGUGUGUCGGGGAAGGGAGAUUGUAUCAUGAUUUUAAUAAGAAAAACACAUCAUCUUAUUAUUAUAAGAAUGCUAUUGGGU
Magnolia sinica is the source of this 726-nucleotide messenger RNA. Its product is annotated as receptor kinase-like protein Xa21. The coding region runs from base 46 to 480 and encodes 144 amino acids. The record is from RefSeq and is a predicted model, not a curated record. The transcript has a single exon. Lineage: Eukaryota; Viridiplantae; Streptophyta; Magnoliopsida; Magnoliales; Magnoliaceae.